This is a messenger RNA of Rhodotorula toruloides NP11, 972 nucleotides long. RefSeq names its product SWIB complex BAF60b domain-containing protein. NCBI's taxonomy places the organism in Eukaryota, Fungi, Basidiomycota, Microbotryomycetes, Sporidiobolales, Sporidiobolaceae. The coding region runs from base 1 to 972 and encodes 323 amino acids. Gene Ontology annotation, cellular component: nucleus. The record is from RefSeq and is a predicted model, not a curated record. The transcript has 8 exons.
AUGGCCAUGUUCAACGUGCAGAGUCUGCGUCCAGACAUCGAGAACAUCUUGUCGGGCGCAGACAGGGCCAGUAUCUCGGCAAAGGCGGUCCGGCGGGCUCUCCAGGAGAAGUACCCCGACCUGGAUGUCAAGAGCCACAAGGCGGAGAUUGACGCGCUCACGACCGAGGUCUUUACGGGAGGUGGGGAGGCUGAGGAGGAGGACGAGCCAGAACCCGCCUCUCCCGCCGCUUCUCCCAAACCGAAACUCCCCUCUUUCCACAAGAUCAAGCGCUCCCGCUCUCCCUCGAACUCGCUCAUUGAACCUACGUCUUCCCCCGCCUUCCCGCUCGCAACGACGACCGCCCCGCGCCCCGCCAAGAUCGAAGAAGACGACGACGAGGCGUAUGCUCGCAAGCUCCAAGCCGAGUAUGCCGCGAUGGGUGGAGGACGCACGACGCGGAACGGAGGAACGACUACUGCUCGUCGUGGAGGGAAGAAGAAGUCGAAGGCUCAGGUGUCGGACGAUUCGGGCGACGAGGAUGACGGCGGGAAGAAGAAGAAGAAGCGGAAGACGAGCCAUACUGGGUUCAACAAAUUGCAUGUCUUGAGUGACGAGAUGGCGGCGGUUUGCGGGAGGCCCGUUGCGAGCAGGCCGGGAGUUACGAAGUACCUCUGGAGGUACAUCAAGGCGCACGAGCUGCAAGAUCCGAACAGGAAGACCGACAUCUUGCCGGACGAGACGCUGAAGAAAGUGCUCCCGUUCUCGCGCAUCAACUCGUUCACCAUGGCCAAGCAUAUCGGACCGCAUCUCUACCCCUUCGACCCGGAAGAACACGCCCAUCUCGUCCCUCCCGCCUCCGACGACGAAGCCACCUCCGACGUUUCCUCGACCACCGCAGCGAAGAAGUCAUUCUCGCCUUCGGUCGGGAGGACCUCCGGUGCGAAGGUCAAGAGUGCGGCGGAGGUGGACAGCGAGGACGAUGAGGAUUAG